AUGCUUCUCAAGCUCGAUUAUAAGAAUACACACCAAUCGUCACGUAUAUUAUCACUCCACUUGAUCUUACUCGUCUUACCAACAUUGAUUUUCGCCGCAUCAGUCUUCAAGGGUGACAACAAUGACAACGUUGAUAAUGAUAACGGCCCAAACAAACUCAUCACUUCCAACUUGACAUCCAACAACGCCAACAGUUUCAACAACAAGUCAUUUGCGUUAAUUCAAGGCACUAAAUUAGAACGCGAAACCACAUCAUCCGGUUGGCAAAUAAAUGCUGGUGUAUACCUUGAGAAAUCCAUUGGUGAUGGACAUUCAACCAUGUGGGAGUCUAGUUCGGAUGAUGAUGAUUCAUCUGACGAUGAAGGUGGAACUUGGGGAUGGGCCAAGGGGGCCAAAAGAAUCAAGAAGAAGAACAGGGACAAUAAGAAGUUUUCAAUGUUGUCGCAUAAUGAUAAUCAACCAAUAAAUGAUGUCGAGUCGGUUGUCAAUGGUACUAGUAGAGCAGUGAAUGGGUCUGGUCCUUUUCGAUUGUACAUUUAUGAAGGUGUUGUUAGUGUUGAAAAUCAAGCCAACUAUGCUUCUGAUGGUGAAUUAAACAGAGAGAUGGAUAAGUUUAAGCUGAAGAAACAACACUCAUGGACGGAAGGCAGCAUUGACAAUGGUGUUGGCGACGCUGGGGGUGAUGAUGAUGAUGACGUGAUGAAAUCGGAUGCAAAUUCUAUUUGGAACAAGAUGUAUGAUUUAGCCAAAUUGUACCUAUUUGUUAUUUGGAUAGUUUUUGAGGGAUGA
Molecule: messenger RNA, 789 nt
Organism: Lodderomyces parapsilosis
Lineage: Eukaryota; Fungi; Ascomycota; Pichiomycetes; Serinales; Debaryomycetaceae
Exons: 1
Coding region: 1-789 (262 amino acids)
Source: RefSeq, a predicted model, not a curated record